AUGGGUCAAGGAGCGGUGAUAGAACCAGGACUGAAGAUUAUAGGUGGUUCAGUUGCAUUUCCAGGUGAAUUUCCUCAUGCAGUUUCAUUGAGAAUAUCAGGACAACAUUUUUGUGGUGGAUCAAUUGUAGAUCCUCAGCACAUUGUCACUGCAGCUCAUUGUGUUCAAGGUGCUAUACUAUGGUAUCUCAUGAAAUCCGCUUUAACAGUUGUAUCUGGAAGCAACAGCUUAUCUCGUGGCGGAAAUUCUCACAAAAUCAAGAGGAUUGCACCUCAUCCUGACUUUAAAUUUGAUGUCAAAAAAUAUUUUCCCAAUGACAUUGCUGUCAUAACUUUGAUGUCUCCUAUGGUUUUCAACCGUUACCAGAAACCCAUAAAGUUGCCAAGCGAAGAUUCGUACCAAGGAAUGAAAGGAAUUAUUUUAGGAUGGGGAAGAUCUUUUCCCGAUGGCAAGGUUUCUGAAUAUUUACAAAAAUUGUAUCCUACAGUGCAGGACAUUUCAUAUUGUGGAUCGAAAUUGUUCACAAAUAUUCCUCUGCAGAGGGGACUCGUCUGUGUAGUUCUACCAAAAGGAAAGGGUGCCUGCAAUGGUGACAGCGGUGGCUCAUUGAUAGUGAACAAUGAACUGAUUGGAGUCGCAUCAUUCAUAAUUCCGAAAUGCGCUAGUGGAUAUCCGGACUUUUACACAAAAGUUUUUGCAUACCUAAGUUUCAUCGAGGCAGAAAUGUUGCAAACUUAUUGGUCUGGAGAGUUCACGCGAACCUCUGAUCCGCUGGAAUGCCCAUACAUCCCCAAAAACUUGACAGUUGAUCCAGGAAGUUUGCGUAAAGGGAAGUCCCUGAUCCUCUGGACCAAGCUGAUGGGUUUCUCGUCAGUAAUCUUGGCAGUUGAUCCGAAGAGUUCUCGUGAACAGCAUGAUCCACCAAAGCAUCGUUCCAUCAAUUCGAUGGAACCCCCACCAUACCGAGUACCCUUGCCAUACCCUGCCGCUCCAAGUUUGUCCUACAUUUCAAGAUAG
Messenger RNA from Belonocnema kinseyi, 1017 nucleotides. Its product is annotated as serine protease SP24D-like. The record is from RefSeq and is a predicted model, not a curated record. The transcript is spliced from 6 exons. Bases 1 to 1017 code for a protein of 338 amino acids. Gene Ontology annotation, biological process: proteolysis. Gene Ontology annotation, molecular function: serine-type endopeptidase activity. NCBI's taxonomy places the organism in Eukaryota, Metazoa, Arthropoda, Insecta, Hymenoptera, Cynipidae.